This is a messenger RNA of Penaeus vannamei (Pacific white shrimp), 1337 nucleotides long. RefSeq lists its product as uncharacterized. NCBI's taxonomy places the organism in Eukaryota, Metazoa, Arthropoda, Malacostraca, Decapoda, Penaeidae. The record is from RefSeq and is a predicted model, not a curated record.
UGCCCGGUUGUACAGUACAAUGGCGACCGUAUCCUGCUCGAACUCAUUCUAAGUGAACAACUCAUCACAUGUGACAGUUCUCAGAAAGAGCCCAAUCAAAGGCUAAGCUGCGCAUACGCUGCAUUGUUUCGCUUUAAAUCACAAACAAGAUGAACUUCAAUGUGCCUUUUUGGAGAAUGCUUUAUAGUCGUGCGAAACCAAAACUAAACCGGGCGAUUCUUUGUGUGGUCACCAGGACUGAUUGCUGUCAAACACCUGCAUUGGGCUUGCUUACUUAUUGCUUUGUAUAUUUACACACAUCAUUUUACCGGAUACCGAAGGAAAAAAAAUGUGAUAGUAAACUACUGUUUCCGUAUGCACAGCGGACUGGUACAUUAGGAUCAAACAUGAAACUCUUUUUUUUCAGGUUUAAUGUUUACGAUGGCCUCACUCAAUUUUCACGUGGCAUUUCUGCUGGCCCUGUUCGGUGCCGGUGAAUUUUCUGUCUACUAUUCAAAGGUUACGUUUCUUAACCAUGGAACAUAUACCAAACUACGGCAUGUCGCUCACACCGUUGCCUCUUUUACGAAAUGUGGCUUCUAUUGCAACAGUCAACCUGGCUGUGCCCUUUAUUGUGUUCAAGAUUUACAAUGUAUCAUGUACGGUGCCUCCAGUAACGCUAGCAGUGAAUUGUCGAAAAUUGAAAACUUUAGCUCCAUGAAGUGUUUUUCCAAGAUGGUUUCUCCAUUUCAAGUGUUUCAUGAAAAUGGAUUGCCAGUGAAUGCCUCUGAUAGCGAGACUGCCACAGAGAUACCCAACAAUACUAACACAACACAAAAGGUCACAUUUCCUCCGGAAUUUUCUGAAGCAAAAACGGACGGCUUUGAGACCCUGGCUGGCUCAGGAUCCAUUACCACAGCGACUAUAAAUGCGAGGACCGAAAUCGCAUCAACUGAAGGUUCAAACACCCAACCCACAAUAGGAACUCAGUUGAAAGCCUCUACAGCAUCAGUGAGUAACACGGAGGCCAGCAAUAUUGAUUCAGAACCUGAGGGAGAGAGCAGCGAGGAAUCCGGGUAAAAAGAAAAGAAAGAAACAAAAACUGGUCAUGUUCCUGUGCAUGUAAUGAGGACUACCGUGUUUUUUGCCUUUUUCUUCCACGUACUCCUUUAUACACAAUCAUGGAUCUUACCUGGCAUGCGAUUUUAACCACUGCAGUAUUUAUGAAUUCCACAUAAUUACUAAUUAUCUAACGUAGAAUUCCAUGAUUACAAAAGUCAAUAUUUCUACAUAUAAGGAACUUUAAUUUCUUAUUGUAGAUGUUUUCCUUUCCAUCCUUGUGUAUACGUUACUGUGUG